Messenger RNA from Eimeria tenella, 318 nucleotides. RefSeq lists its product as uncharacterized. Lineage: Eukaryota; Apicomplexa; Conoidasida; Eucoccidiorida; Eimeriidae. The transcript has 3 exons. The coding region runs from base 1 to 318 and encodes 105 amino acids. The record is from RefSeq and is a predicted model, not a curated record.
AUGACAGUGUACGCAGCAGCAGCAGCAGCAGCAGGAAGGGGCGUAAUCGCAGCAGCAGCAGGCAGCAGCAGCAGCAGCAGCAGCAGUGUGCUGUGGGUGGUGUUGCUGCUUUGUUUGCAGCUGCAAGCAGUUCACGAAAUUGCUGAGAGGGAAGUUAGUGCCUUCGAGUUCAAUUUCGACAUCCUCCAGGACAUGGCGAUGGAGCAGUACAUUGACGAAGUGCUGAAGCGCGAAGGCCCCAGGGGUUUGAUGCUGGCGGGGGCUGUGGCGCCUCCCACGGAGAACUUGCCCAAAACCCUAGACAAGCGUGUAGGGUGA